Molecule: messenger RNA, 327 nt
Organism: Drosophila persimilis
Lineage: Eukaryota; Metazoa; Arthropoda; Insecta; Diptera; Drosophilidae
Exons: 3
Coding region: 1-276 (91 amino acids)
Source: RefSeq, a predicted model, not a curated record
AUGAAGCUCGUUGCAGUGCUCCUCUUUGUAUUCGCCCUCAUCCAAGCAGCCUUCCAAGAGGCUACGCCCGAAAGGCUAUGCCCGAACACCUGCCCGACUCCCGACGGAACGAUGGUUUGUGCCUUCAAUGGCUGCUACUUCAACACGGAACUGUGUACCAUCAAAAUAUUCAACUGUGCCCGCAAGGUGAAGGGAAUGAGCGUGGUGAAACUUGUCUCCGAUAAACAGUGCAAUAACGAGACCCAUACACCAUAUUGCACAGCCGUGACCUUUUAAAUCUAGUGGAGAGCUUCCAAUUUAUUCAUUAAUGAAGCGAUUACAAAUGUA